Messenger RNA from Aspergillus bombycis, 3963 nucleotides. Its product is annotated as putative P-type ATPase. The record is from RefSeq and is a predicted model, not a curated record. Gene Ontology annotation, molecular function: ATPase-coupled monoatomic cation transmembrane transporter activity; ATP hydrolysis activity; ATP binding. The transcript has 21 exons. Lineage: Eukaryota; Fungi; Ascomycota; Eurotiomycetes; Eurotiales; Aspergillaceae. The coding region runs from base 1 to 3963 and encodes 1320 amino acids. Gene Ontology annotation, cellular component: membrane. Gene Ontology annotation, biological process: intracellular calcium ion homeostasis.
AUGUAUGAGACAGUGAAUGAGUCGACGCUGUCGCCAACGGAGCCUCAGGUGCCUGAGCUCUCGCAGUCUAUGAUUAGCCACCGACGUGACUCCAUGCGAAGCAGUUAUAGCGUUGUCUCUGAUGUAGAGAUGGCCCGCCACGAGGUUUUUGAUGGGCCCAUCUCAGAAAGCAUUCCAUCAAGUGUCGUUUCUUUCUCCCAUCGUCGCAACCGGAAGGACUCGGUGGUCAGUUUUACGUACUUUCGUGAUGAAGAGGACUUUGUCGAGUGGCCAGAUGAAGAUGCUGUGGACGCUGAGAGCGAAGCCGAUAAUUUGGUCGUAGGUGAUGUUAGUCCGCCAAAUAGAUCUGUUAGAUCGUCAUUCAGGUCAAAGCGACCGUCAUAUUCUAGAGGUUCCGCUGAAGACCCCCUCCUCCCCGGCCGGCGUCUUUCUGCUAGUUCGUAUACGCAGGACCGACGAUUUGAUAGCAGGCUCAACCAGAAAAUAUAUAUUGAAUCAGAGGAUUUAACGUUUGUGAUCGCCGGGUUUUCAAACAGAUUCUCUGGCUUAGUUCUAUACUCUCUGUCAUGUGUCCUGUCCCUUGGCUUCGCUUAUCUCGUUUUUCGAUGGUUUCCAAGAUGGCGUGUGCGAUUGACAGGGAAACCCACGCCACUUCGCAUUUGUCAAUGGGUUGCCAUUGAGGACCAAUGGAAUCAAUUCAGCGUAUGCCAGGUUCGCAGUCAAGCUUAUGGGCGUCCACUUUCCAGCGUAUUUGCAGACCCAGACAGCCAUUCCUAUGAUGAAGAAAAUGACCCCACCAUCUCGUUCUUAUGUUACAUUGACUUUAGGUACCUUCGGUUCUUUUACCAUCCUUUGGAAGACAAGUUCUGUCUCAUAAGCGGUUGGAAAGACCCUUUGUGGACAAAUGCGAAAGUGAUGCGAAGCGGACUAGAUGCCGAUGAUCGUGAUAGUCGAGAGCAAAUCUUCGGCAAGAAUCUUGUUGACAUUCAGCAGAAACCAUUGUUUCAGCUUCUCAUGGAUGAAGCCUUCCACCCAUUUUAUAUCUUCCAACUUGCAAGCCUCGUUCUUUGGUCUUUGGAUGAAUAUUACUAUUAUGCUGUUUGUAUAUUCUUUAUCUCUGUCUUCAGCAUUGGUGCAACAGUAAUUGAGACCAAGUCUACUAUGAGUCGGCUGAGGGAGAUUUCUUUGUUCGAGUGUGAUAUCCGUGUGCUUAGGAAUGGUUUUUGGAGGUCUGUUCCCUCUCGAGAACUUGUUCCGGGUGAUGUAUUCGAAUUCUCCGACCCAUCGCUUAGCCAAGUCCCAUGCGACUGUAUCUUACUGUCAGGUGACUGCAUCGUAAAUGAGAGCAUGCUCACAGGUGAAUCUGUUCCUGUGUCCAAAACCCCAUUAACGGACGAUGCACUUAAGUAUCUUAAUCUCAACGCCCCCUCUGUCCAUCCAAACAUAGCAAAACAUUUUCUUUUCGGUGGAACCAAGGUCAUUCGAGCACGGCGCCCUCAUAAUGUUGAUGACGACGAUGCCAUUGCUCUAGCAAUUGUUGUCCGAACGGGGUUUUUGACAACCAAAGGCGCGUUAGUUCGCUCCAUGCUUUUCCCAAAGCCCUCUGGCUUCAAAUUCUAUCGAGAUUCAUUCCGUUACAUAUCUGUUAUGGCAAUGGUCGCUAUUCUAGGAUUUGUAGCCUCCUUUUUCAACUUUAUCCGACUAGGUCUCUCCUGGCAUUUGAUCAUUGUCAGAGCACUCGAUCUGAUAACAAUCAUUGUUCCACCUGCUUUGCCUGCUACGCUGACAAUUGGUACGAACUUUGCACUUUCACGGUUGAAAAAUCAAAACAUUUUUUGCAUUAGUCCACAGAAGGUAAAUGUGGGCGGUAAAUUAGACGUGAUUUGUUUUGACAAAACAGGAACCUUAACGGAAGAUGGAUUGGAUGUUCUUGGGGUGCGGACUGUAAAUCGAGAAAUGAGGCUAUCAGACUUGCUCUCGGACGUGACUCUAGGGUCUCCCGCAGCUUCAGCAUUUGAUACUUCUUACGACCACAAGAAGCGUGAUGUUUUAACCUACAUCAUGGCCACCUGCCACUCGUUGAGAAUUGUGGACGGCGAGCUUCUAGGUGACCCUCUCGACGUGAAAAUGUUUCAAUUUACUGGCUGGUCUUACCAGGAAGGCGGCAGCCAUGGUCCUGAACAGCCAGAUUCCAAAUUUGAAACAAUAAUGCCGUCCAUUGCAAAGCCACCUGCCCUUUCAGAGAAUCUUCGUCAGAGCAAUUUCACUGCACCACUUGAACUUGGUAUUUUACGGAAUUUUGAAUUUGUCUCUGAACUUCGACGCGCGAGCGUUAUUGUAAGGCAAUUUGGUGACAAUGGUGCUAGCGUCUUCGUCAAGGGUGCACCAGAAAGCGUCAGAGCCAUAUGCCUUCCCGACAGUCUGCCUCAAGACUUUGAAGAUAUACUGAGCCAGUACACCCACAAAGGCUAUCGGGUUAUUGCCUGCGCCGCCAGAUACGAACAAAAGUUGAGUUGGAUGAAAGUGCAAAAAAUGACUCGUGGAGAUGCAGAAAGUGAUCUGGAAUUCAUUGGCUUCAUUAUAUUUGAAAACAAGCUGAAACCAACAACUACUGAGACUAUUGCUGAACUGAACCAAGCAGGAAUACGGAAUGUCAUGUGCACUGGAGAUAAUAUACUUACUGCAGUUAGUGUCGCUCGUGAGUGUGGAAUGGUCAGGAAAAGCGAGCAAUGCUUUAUACCGCACAUUGUAGAAGGUCGUCCCCAUGAUCUGACAUCUUCACUUUGCUGGGAGAAUGUAGAUAAUCCAGCAUUGAAGCUUGAUCCAAACACACUGAUGCCUUCUGGGACUUCAACGGAUUUGGACUUGUCUAUACCUGUCAACGUCUUCAAUAUACGCAAUUUCUCGCUUGCGGUCAGCGGAGAAGUAUUUAGAUGGGUCUUGGACUUCGGCGAUGAGACUAUACUUCAGCGAAUGCUUGUGCGUACGAAAGUGUUCGCUAGAAUGUCACCUGACGAAAAACACGAACUUGUGGAGAAACUUCAGUCACUUGAUUAUUGCUGUGGGUUUUGUGGUGAUGGUGCUAAUGACUGUGGCGCGUUGAAAGCUGCAGAUGUUGGGAUAUCGCUUUCUGAUGCUGAGGCAUCUGUGGCUGCUCCAUUCACAAGUCGCCAAUUUGAUGUAUCCUGCGUGCCAACAUUGAUUAGAGAAGGGAGAGCCGCCCUAGUUACAAGCUUUUGCUGCUUCAAAUAUAUGAGUCUCUACUCUGCUAUUCAAUUUUCCACUGUCAGUUUCCUGUACACGUCAGCAUCAAACUUGGGUGAUUUUCAAUUUCUGUUCAUAGAUCUGGUGCUCAUAUUACCAAUCGCAAUUUUUAUGGGAUGGACCGGCCCCUAUCCCGUACUCUCCCGAAAACGCCCAACUGCCGAUCUUGUCUCGCGAAAGGUGCUGACGCCAUUACUCGGCCAAAUGUUAAUUUGUAUACUGGUUCAGCUUGUGGCCUACAAAGCCAUUCAGACACAGCCAUGGUUCAAACCCCCAGAGGUUGAUUUGGAUAAUAGUAAUAUUGAGAACUCGGAGAACACCGCCCUGUUCCUAGUCUCAUGCUUUCAGUACACGCUAGCAAGUGUUGUUCUCAGCGUGGGGCCUCCAUUCCGGAAGCCUAUGGGAUCAAAUAGAGCCUUCAUAUCUGUGGUUGUGGUAGACUUGAUCAUCUCAUGUUAUAUGCUCUUCAGGCCCUCUAGGUGGGUGACGCAAGUUAUGCAAUUGACUUUUCUAUCAGGGAAUUUCGCUAUUUCGCUGCUUGCACUUGCCGUGAGCAGCUUCAUUUUCUCUUGCAUUGCGGAGCGUGCUCUAUUCCCCAGUCUUGCUCGGGCCUUAGGGCGAGCCUACGCACUCUUACGGCCAGGCCAUCACAAAAAGCGCCGUCAAUACAAGGUGAUACUGGAGGAAAUGCAAGAGUAA